AUGACAGUUGCUUUCCAAAGCAUCAGCAGUGAUCCCUGCUACAACUAUGAGUCUCUGGAUCGUCCCUGGAGAGCCAACAAUGAAAGUGGAGAUUACAUUUGUGAUGAACAUUUCUCCUGGAAUGGCUGGUACCGGCUUUUCUACAAUGGAAUGGACAUCCAGAUGUCAGAGACCUGUGUUAGUUCAUACAGCUGUAACACAUACAUCAAUCUGUGGCUCAGUGAUCCUCACCCUCAGAUAGAGGAUGGAGUGGUGAUCAGGGAGCUCUGUGGAGGGUCUUAUUGGGGAGGCUGCUGUGCAUACAAGUUAAACCCCAUCAGAGUGAAAGCGUGUCCAGGCAAUUACUAUGUCUAUGAACUUGUGAAUCCACAAUUAUGGUGUGCCGGAUACUGCACAGAUGUCAACACCAUUUCACAGGCAGUUUCCACUGUAAGUCCAGAUAUAUUCACUGGAUCCAGUAUCACCUUGAAUUAUGACCCGUGCAGUAACUACAACAUACUCGACAACCAAUGGAGAACACUCAAUUAUCAGAAUAUUGGUGAAUCUUUAACUGAUCAUGAUGACACUCGUGUAGAAUGGGAUGGCUGGUAUCGACUCUUCAUUAAUGGAUCAAGUGCUCAGAUGCCUGAAUGGUGUUUGCCUUCCAUGUCAUGUGGAGGUUAUAGUGCUCUGUAUCUUGGUGGCUCUCAUCCUCGGCUAGAAGAUGGAGUUGUUACUUGUGAAAUUAACGGCUCCCGUGGUGGUCAGUGCAGUCGCUACAGAUCCAACCCAAUCCAAGUCAAAGCUUGUCCUGGAAAUUAUUAUGUCUACAAAUUUACCAGACCGACUCUUUCAAUCCCAGCUCCUGUAUAUUGUGCAGUUGCUUUCCAAAGCAUCAGCAGUGAUCCCUGCUACAACUAUGAGUCUCUGGAUCGUCCCUGGAGAGCCAACAAUGAAAGUGGAGAUUCCAUUUGUGAUGACUCUUUCUCCUGGAAUGGCUGGUACCGGCUUUUCUACAAUGGAAUGGACAUCCGGAUGUCAGAGACCUGUGUUAGUUCAUACAGCUGUAACACAGAAAUCAAUCUGUGGCUCAGUGAUCCUCACCCUCAGAUAGAGGAUGGAGUGGUGAUCAGGGAGCUCUGUGGUAGUUAUCAAUGGAGUGGCUGCUGUGCAUACAAGUUAAAACCCAUCAGAGUGAAAGUGUGUCCAGGCAAUUACUAUGUCUAUGAACUUGUGAAUCCACAAUUAUGGUGUGCCGGAUACUGUACAGAUGUCAGCACCAUUUCACAGGUGGUUUCCACUGUAAGUCCAGAUAUAAUUACUGGAUCUGGCAUCACCUUGAAUGAUGACCCGUGCAAUAACUACAACAUACUUGACAAUGACUGGAGAAGAACACUCCGUUCCUGGUAUAUGGAUGAAUCUUUAACUGAUCAUGAUGACACUCGUGUAGAAUGGGAUGGCUGGUAUCGACUCUUCAUUAAUGGAUCAAGUGCUCAGAUGCCUGAGUGGUGUUUUUAUUACAUGUCAUGUGGAGGUUUUAGUUCACUGUAUCUUGGUGACUCUCAUCCUCGGCUAGAAGAUGGAGUUGUUACUCGUGAAAUUUACGGCUCUCGCUAUGAUCAGUGCAGUCGCUACAGAUCCGACCCAAUCCAAGUCAAAGCUUGUCCUGCAAAUUAUUAUGUCUACAAAUUUACCAGGCCAAGUGUUUCAAUCCAGUUCCUGUAUAUUGUGCAGUAGUAUCUUUAAGCACUCCAAGUGUCGACCCCUGCGACAACUAUACCAGUCUGGACGAGCCUUGGAGAGCCACUGACAAUUCCUAUUAUAGUAAUUAUUACUACUCUGACG
Ctenopharyngodon idella (grass carp) is the source of this 1824-nucleotide messenger RNA. RefSeq lists its product as uncharacterized. The record is from RefSeq and is a predicted model, not a curated record. The transcript has 7 exons. Bases 1 to 1716 code for a protein of 571 amino acids. Gene Ontology annotation, cellular component: apical plasma membrane; cell surface. Gene Ontology annotation, biological process: neutrophil migration. Lineage: Eukaryota; Metazoa; Chordata; Actinopteri; Cypriniformes; Xenocyprididae.